Molecule: messenger RNA, 513 nt
Organism: Penicillium canariense
Lineage: Eukaryota; Fungi; Ascomycota; Eurotiomycetes; Eurotiales; Aspergillaceae
Exons: 1
Coding region: 1-513 (170 amino acids)
Source: RefSeq, a predicted model, not a curated record
AUGGAUCAAGAGACAGAGGUUUGGAUCUCUCUGGGUCACGUGUGUGGUAGCCUGAGGCGACGACGGCGCGAGCAAGGGCAGGUCACUGGGAGGGGAGGGGAGAAGGAGAGGCCGGGGAGGGGGAGGGCAGAGAGGCUAGGCCGGGGGGAGGUCUCAUGGGCUGGAAGGGCCGCUGGUCUUUCCAGAGGCGACGAUAAAGACGGCCCGAAAAACCAUAAAGAGACAAAUGAGGGCUGGGAAGAUGCUGUCGGUGGACUGCCGGAAGAAGGGGGAAGGGGGGUCAGAGUGGGUGGGUGCGUGGCCACAACCAAGGGGGGGGGAGGCUUGGGGUGGAAAUGGGGGAGAUUGGGGGGUCAAAAAGGCCGAAUCAAAAGCAAACGAAACAGCAGCGAAGAAUGGCGUACCUACCGUACAGUUUCGCGCGCAGCAGGAAAGGCAGUUAGGGAUGGGAAGGGCGAAGUGGAGGCAAAGAAGGGCGAGGGAAAAAUACAGGAGGAACGUCUAGCCAGAUAA